AUGCCUCCCAAGUCACGAUUUGCGCGACUAGACGCUUUCACAAAAACUGUCGAGGAUGCGCGGAUACGUACUAGAUUAGGGGGCGUUGUCACAAUAAGUGCACUGUUCGUUAUCUUCUUCCUGAUAUGGGGUGAAUGGUCAGAGUAUAGACGAAUAGUGGUGUUGCCAGAGUUGGUUGUUGAUAAGGGGAGAGGGGAGAGAAUGGAAAUUCACUUAAACGUGACUUUCCCAAAUCUACCUUGUGAGCUCCUCACUUUGGAUGUCAUGGAUAUUUCCGGCGAGUAUCAGACAGGGGUCAUCCACGGUGUCAACAAAGUACGCCUCAGUUCAGUUGAGGAAGGAGGCCGGGUCCUCGAUAUUACUGCUCUUCAAUUGCACUCUCAAACAAACAAGGGAACGGAUGUCGACCCAGAUUACUGCGGUCAGUGUUAUGGAGCAACCCCACCAUCCAAUGCGAAAAAGCCUGGGUGCUGUAAUACAUGCGAGGAAGUUAGAGAUGCAUAUGCAGCGAAAGGCUGGGCCUUCGGACGGGGAGAAAAUGUCGAGCAAUGCGAGAAAGAAGGAUAUAGCGCCAACCUAGAUGCUCAGAGAAAGGAAGGGUGCCGCGUUGAAGGAGUGAUCCGCGUUAACAAAGUUGUCGGUAAUUUCCAUAUUGCACCUGGUCGCAGCUUCACAAACGGCAACCUUCACGCCCACGACCUUGACAAUUACUAUCAUACACCUGUACAGCAUAAUAUGGGCCAUAGAGUCCAUUACUUGCGCUUCGGACCCCAACUACCCGAAGAGCUUUCCAGCCGCUGGAAAUGGACUGACAAUCAUCAUACUAAUCCACUGGACAAUACUGAACAACAUACAACUAAUCCCAGAUUUAACUUCAUAUACUUCGUAAAAGUGGUGUCUACAAGUUACCUACCGCUUGGAUGGGAUCCCGACGCGUCCAGUUCAGCACACUCUAAGUACUCCAAGAACGCACCCCUGGGGAAACAAGGCCUCAGUUUUGGCUCAUACGGAAGCAUUGAAACACACCAGUACUCGGUCACUUCGCACAAACGGUCGGUGGACGGCGGCGAUGACUCGGCAGAGGGUCACAAGGAGCGCUUGCAUUCACAAGGCGGUAUUCCCGGUGUGUUUGUCAACUACGACAUUUCGCCCAUGAAGGUGAUCAACCGCGAAGCACGAACCAAGUCCUUCUCCGGCUUCCUGACUGGCGUGUGUGCAGUUAUUGGAGGAACUCUAACGGUUGCCGCAGCUAUUGAUAGGGUUCUGUAUGAGGGCGCUGUACGGGUGAAGAAGCUACAUAAGAGCUGA
Histoplasma mississippiense is the source of this 1308-nucleotide messenger RNA. RefSeq lists its product as hypothetical. Gene Ontology annotation, cellular component: endoplasmic reticulum membrane; Golgi membrane; COPII-coated ER to Golgi transport vesicle. Gene Ontology annotation, biological process: endoplasmic reticulum to Golgi vesicle-mediated transport; retrograde vesicle-mediated transport, Golgi to endoplasmic reticulum. Bases 1 to 1308 code for a protein of 435 amino acids. Lineage: Eukaryota; Fungi; Ascomycota; Eurotiomycetes; Onygenales; Ajellomycetaceae. The record is from RefSeq and is a predicted model, not a curated record. The transcript is spliced from 3 exons.